GACAAGCUACAGUCGGCUCGAGCACUCCAGCUUCACGUUCAGUGUGGUUCAGACGCGCGGAGCUUCUCAGCAUUUUACUCAGUUUGGUGUUUGUCAGUUGGUGAGGCCACCCCAACAACACAGCAGUCAUGGACGCCAUCAAGAAGAAGAUGCAGAUGCUUAAGCUAGACAAGGAGAAUGCCUUGGACAGAGCUGAGGGAGCUGAGGGAGACAGAAAGGCAGCAGAGGACAAGAGCAAACAGCUUGAGGAUGACCUGGUAGCGCUGCAGAAGAAGCUGAAGGGAACAGAGGAUGAGUUGGACAAGUACUCUGAGUCUCUUAAGGAUGCCCAGGAGAAACUUGAACUCGCUGAGAAGAAAGCCACAGACGCCGAGGCUGAUGUAGCUUCCCUGAACAGACGUAUCCAACUGGUUGAGGAGGAGUUGGAUCGUGCUCAGGAGCGUCUGGCCACAGCUCUGACCAAGCUGGAGGAGGCUGAGAAGGCUGCUGAUGAGAGUGAGAGAGGCAUGAAGGUGAUUGAAAACAGAGCAUCGAAGGAUGAGGAGAAGAUGGAGCUGCAGGAGAUCCAGCUGAAGGAGGCCAAGCACAUCGCUGAGGAGGCUGACAGGAAAUACGAGGAGGUCGCCCGUAAGCUGGUCAUCAUUGAGAGUGAUCUGGAACGUACAGAGGAGCGCGCUGAGCUCUCUGAAGGCAAAUGCGCUGAGCUUGAGGAAGAGUUGAAGACAGUCACAAACAACCUGAAGUCUCUUGAGGCUCAGGCAGAGAAGUACUCACAGAAGGAGGACAAGUACGAGGAGGAGAUCAAGGUUCUCACAGACAAGCUAAAGGAGGCUGAGACCCGUGCUGAGUUCGCUGAGAGGUCCGUGGCCAAGCUUGAGAAGACCAUUGAUGAUCUGGAGGAUGAGUUGUAUGCACAGAAGCUGAAGUACAAGGCCAUCAGCGAGGAGCUGGACCACGCCCUCAACGACAUGACCUCCAUACCCUCUGUACCGGCAGCUUGAGAAAAAUCGUCUUCUUUCCAAUGAACUGAGAGUGGUGUUAAAUCAGGAUUAAACUAUUACUGGAUGUGUUGUGAAAUUAGCACUGUGCUCAAAUUAGAAGAAAAAAAAUGAAAGGCACUCUUCAUUUGUGGCUCAAAUUUAAAAUACCUUUAUUGUCUUGGCAUGUCAUUGGCCGUAGACAUUUGUCUGAUGCUGUGAUGGAAAUAUAGGAUAAUGUGUGUCUAUGACACAAACCUAAGAGUCAGGCAAAGACAAAAAAUAUAUAUAUUGGAUAAUAUUUAUCGGGAAGAAAUAAUUGGACUGUAGUUAAUGCGGAGCAUCAGAGAAAUGAAAUGCAUGUUCACAUUGCAGGUGAAGAGGGCAGGUUUCACAGACUCACAGAUGGAUUUAAGCGCAGGCCUAUUUUUGUUUAGUUAACCAACAUCUGGAAUUGUUAUUUCAUGAACAGCAAUUCGAUUUAGAUAACAUAAACUGGAUCACUGGAUCACUGGAUCACUGUCUAUAAGUCUAUGACUGAAAGAUUGUCCAUUGUACAGGAGUAAUUCUGGGUCUGUGAAACUGACCCACAAUGUAUGAUAAGGCUUGAUAUGAGUGUGCAUUAUAACAAUAUCUAGUGACUGUGGUUGACUAAGGAUAUACACAGGGACCACCUUUUAAAGUUUUAACUAUAACAAUCUUCAUUCAAUAUUAUUGGGUCUGUGAAACGCUUGGUUAAGUCAUUUUCAUUGUGGUCAAAAAUUAUAAAUAGUCUGCAGGCUUCAUUUUUAUGUUGCACACAUAGUGACAAACUCUAUCAGGCUAAUGAUGAGAUGAGAGAACUUUGGUAUGUGUCAAAUCUUGGAUCAGACACUCAUGGACCUCAAUAACAUGCAACAACAUGGUCCAUUAUCACACAAGACUGCACCGCUCACCUGCUGUGACCUGGUCCAGCAUUACACCAUGAUCACACCAACACUCACCUGUCGUUGCCAUGGAGUGCUCCUCCUUGCCCUCUUUGUGGAGAUCUCUGGGGCUUGACUGUUUUCUCAGCUCUCAGAGGGGCUGAGAAAACAAACACAAUGGACUUUAACUGGAUGUUAGCUAGACAGCAAAGCAGACGUAUGGCUGAGCAGUCACUUGACUCAUAUACCAUUUAUUUUUGUAUGUUAAAGUGAGAUUUAAUUGACAAAAUGUGCACUUUAUUUAUUCAAGCUAUUAUAAUGGACAGGAUUACUCUUGACCAAUUAAGCCAUAACCGAAGCCAAGGUUUAACAUUUGUACUUUUUUAUUCUGCUUUUGUAACUUGUUCUUUAGUUAUUUAUUGUCCAUGUUUCUUUAUGUCCAUGUUUCAUAUGUAUGUGCUGGUGCCUCAGUGAUAUACAGUACUUAUAUUUAAAAGAAAGUAAGCAUGUGCAAUAUGUACACUGAUACAAUGUUUAGCGAGGCGGCAGGUACAGUAUGUUCAUUUAAUCUCAAAUAGAUCGACCUAGAUCAUUUCAUGUCCAGUGUCACUCCCCAGGGAAUGUUUUUUUUGUCAAAUAGCAUACAUGUUUGAUUUGAUGGUGUCUCUUGUUCCUUUUAUUAUGUGAAUGUAAUAUAUAAAUAAAAACCCACAAUCACA
Salvelinus fontinalis (brook trout) is the source of this 2601-nucleotide messenger RNA. Its product is annotated as tropomyosin alpha-1 chain-like. Bases 129 to 1001 code for a protein of 290 amino acids. Gene Ontology annotation, cellular component: actin filament. Gene Ontology annotation, biological process: muscle contraction; actin filament organization. The transcript has 10 exons. NCBI's taxonomy places the organism in Eukaryota, Metazoa, Chordata, Actinopteri, Salmoniformes, Salmonidae. The record is from RefSeq and is a predicted model, not a curated record. Gene Ontology annotation, molecular function: actin filament binding.